AUGGGCGCGCGCCUCUGCGCCCGGCCAAUGGGCGCGCGACUAUCCCUCCGGGGCCGUCCGCCGGCGCUGCCUUCGCAGCCGGCACGCAAGAGCGCUGAAGAUAGUGACAGGCUUGACAGCUUGUACGCAAAUGCGCUUGAAGACAGCGACAGCUUGAUCCCAAGUACACUUGGAGACAGAGACAGCCAGCACGCAGGAGCGCUUGAAGACAGGGACAGCUUGUACCCAAGUACACUUGAAGACAGAGACAGCCAGCACGCAGGUGCGCUUGAAGACAGUGACAGCUUGUACCCAAGUAAACGUGAAGACAACGACAGCCACACGCAGACAGCGACAGCUUGUACCCAAGUAUCUACACAUGAAGACAACGACAGCCAGCACGCAGGAGCGCUUGAAGACAGUGACAGCUUGUACGCCAGUCAACGAGAGCCAGCAGAUGGGCUUGAAGACAGGGACAGCCACACGCAGGUGCGCUUGAAGACAGAGACAGCCAGCACGCAGGAGCGCUGGAAGACAAGGACAGCUUGUACCCAAGCACACUUGAAGACAGCGACAGCGAGGGCGGUCCUCGGAGGCCCUGCGCGCCAGCCGCGGCAGGCGGCGGACGAGGGCGACUGGCGGGCGACGCGGCGAUGGGCAGAUACGGCGACCCGGAUGCGGUCCCCGGGACAUCUGGGGCCCGCGCCGAGGGGACAAUCUCCGGCGCGCUUCGCGGCCCAUUGCGCUCCCAUCUGGCGGCGGCCGCCCCUCUCCUCGGCCUCCGCCCCCCAGCGCCGCUCUGACCAGUGCAGACAUGAAGAUCCGGCAGGAACACGGAUGUCUUUAAUCUCGGACAGCCUGGAGCCGCCGCACACUCCCUGCAACAAGCUGCCUGCAGCCGCCGCACACUCCCUGCAACAAGCUGCCUGCAGCCGCCGCACACUCCCACAACAAGCUGCCUGGAGCCGCCGCACACUCCCUGCAACAAACUGCCUGGAGCCGCCGCACACUCCCUGCAACAAGCUGCCCGGAGCCGCCGCACACUCCCUGCAACAAGCUGCCUGGAGCCGCCGCACACUCCCUGCAACAAGCUGCCCGGAGCCGCCGCACACUCCCUGCAACAAGCUGCCUGGAGCCGCCGCACACUCCCUGCAACAAGCUGCCUGGAGCCGCCGCACACUCCCUGCAACAAGCUGCCUGGAGCCGCCGCACACUCCCUGCAACAAGCUGCCUGGAGCCGCCGCACACUCCCUGCAACAAGCUGCCCGGAGCCGCCGCACACUCCCUGCAACAAGCUGCCCGGAGCCGCCGCACACUCCCUGCAACAAGCUGCCCGGAGCCGCCGCACACUCCCUGCAACAAGCUGCCUGGAGCCGCCGCACACUCCCUGCAACAAGCUGCCUGCAGCCGCCGCACACUCCCUGCAACAAGCUGCCUGCAGCCGCCGCACACUCCCUGCAACAAGCUGCCUGGAGCCGCCGCACACUCCCUGCAACAAGCUGCCCGGAGCCGCCGCACACUCCCUGCAACAAGCUGCCUGGAGCCGCCGCACACUCCCUGCAACAAGCUGCCUGCAGCCGCCGCACACUCCCUGCAACAAGCUGCCCGGAGCCGCCGCACACUCCCUGCAACAAGCUGCCUGCAGCCGCCGCACACUCCCUGCAACAAGCUGCCUGGAGCCGCCGCACACUCCCUGCAACAAGCUGCCUGGAGCCGCCGCACACUCCCUGCAACAAGCUGCCUGCAGCCGCCGCACACUCCCUGCAACAAGCUGCCCGGAGCCGCCGCACACUCCCUGCAACAAGCUGCCUGGAGCCGCCGCACACUCCCUGCAACAAGCUGCCUGCAGCCGCCGCACACUCCCUGCAACAAGCUGCCCGGAGCCGCCGCACACUCCCUGCAACAAGCUGCCUGGAGCCGCCGCACACUCCCUGCAACAAGCUGCCCGGAGCCGCCGCACACUCCCUGCAACAAGCUGCCCGGAGCCGCCGCACACUCCCUGCAACAAGCUGCCUGGAGCCGCCGCGCACUUCCUGCAACAAGCUGCCUGGUGCCGCCGCACACUCCCUGCAACAAGCUGUCUGGAGCCGCCGUACACUUCCUGCAACAAGCUGCCUGGAGCCGCCGCAAACUCCCUGCAACAAGCUGCCUGGAGCCGCCGCACACUCCCUGCAACAAGCUGUCUGGAGCCGCCACACACUCCCUGCAACAAGCUGCCCGGAGCCGCCGCACACUCCCUGCAACAAGUUGUCUGGAGUCAAGAAGGACCGGGCCUACCCCCAGGGCAGCGACCGAGCCUCCGCCCCCGGCGAACACACGACUGGAGCACCUGCUCGCGGUUAG
Messenger RNA from Bacillus rossius redtenbacheri, 2322 nucleotides. Its product is annotated as mucin-2-like. The record is from RefSeq and is a predicted model, not a curated record. The transcript is spliced from 6 exons. The coding region runs from base 1 to 2322 and encodes 773 amino acids. NCBI's taxonomy places the organism in Eukaryota, Metazoa, Arthropoda, Insecta, Phasmatodea, Bacillidae.